UUUGUCUGGCGCUGUCAUGGCUGAAAAGAGGAAUGUUUGGGGGCUGUCACUACUGUUUUUGUUAGUUUCUGUGUCUCUCCUUCAUUUAUAUAUAUGCCCUUUCACAAAAGUAGAAGAGAGCUUUAAUUUACAAGCGGCGCAUGACAUUUUGUUCCAUAGACUUGAGUUUGAGAAGUAUGACCAUCAUGAGUUCCCAGGAGUGGUUCCACGGACUUUCCUUGGGCCCUUACUUUUGUCUGGUCUCAGCUCUCCUGUUGUAUUCUUGUUUCAACAAAUGAACACCUCAAAGUUUUAUGCACAGUUAAUAGUACGUGCAUCUUUGGGAGUGUGUGUCAUUGGAGCACUUUGGUACAUGCAAAGAGAGGUGAGGAGGCAGUUUGGCUCCACAGUGGCAGGGAUCUUUUGUGUUACAUGCGCUUCCCAGUUCCAUUUAAUGUUUUACAGCACGAGAACACUCCCCAAUAUAUUUGCGCUACCUAUUGUUCUUGUAGCCUUCACAUCUUGGAUGGCACAAAGAUAUGGCUGCUUUAUUUGCCUCUCUGCUUUUGUCAUCAUUGUUUUUCGGUCAGAGUUAUGCAUCUUAAUGGGUCUGAUGUUACUGAUAUCUUUACUAAGCAGGAGACUUGGCAUAGUAAAGCUAAUUUCAUUUGCCUUGCCUGCUGGUAUACUGUCUUUAGGACUUACAGUUGCAGUAGACACAUUCUUUUGGGGGAAACCGCUUUGGCCUGAGGGACAGGUUUUGUGGUACAACACUGUCCUCAACAAAAGUUCAAACUGGGGAACCUCUCCCUUUCUGUGGUACUUUUACUCUGCUGUGCCCCGAGCUUUGGGAUGCACCUUGUUUUUCGUCCCUCUUGGCCUACUUGAUCGGCGGAUGAGGAUUAUUUUCCUUCCCACUGUGGGAUUUAUCCUUUUGUAUUCACUGUUGCCUCAUAAAGAGCUGCGCUUCAUAAUCUACACCUUCCCAGUGCUAAGCUUGGUGGCUGCUCGAGGAUGCUCAUUCAUUCUGUCAAACUAUCAUAAGUCAUGGAUGUACAAACUAGGGUCUAUAGUUGUUGUUGGUCAUCUUCUCGUGAACACAGGAUACUCGGGCUUUUGCCUUUACGUGUCCCAUCACAACUACCCAGGAGGCAAGGGAAUGUUAGAACUGCACAGAUUACAGCCAUCAAACACAAAUGUCAUUGUUCAUAUAGAUACGUUUGCAGCUGAAACUGGUGUAUCAAGAUUCUUGGAGCUGCACAAAAACUGGAGAUAUGACAAACGUGAAGAUAUGACCCCAACAAAUCCAGAGAUCAAACUGUAUACACACCUAUUAAUGGAAGCAAAUGUUACCAAGAUACAACAACUACGAGGGACUCAUCAACCUAUGGCUUUCAUAUAUGGCUACAGUAAAACAGUCCUGAACUUAUUCCAUGUUCCACCUGUAGAUGUGCAGCUACUACAAAAGACUGUACUAAUGGAGCAGAUCAAAGACAGCUGAUAAGACAGCUAUUUUGGAAAAUAAGUUUUUUAUAGUUUAUAUUUGGUAUGGAAAAUGUCUUAAAUAGGACCAAAAUAUUUUGCAUAGUGCCGGUUUUGUACAAUUGUUUAGAUUUCUAUUUGUUUCCAUUGUGUUCCAUCAAGUUAAAAUGAAUCAUUAAACCUAAGUAUAUUGCACAAUUUUGACACAAUUCAUUAGUUGAGUGAAAGUAAAAUACUGCUGUGUAAAAAUUUUUAACACCAUGUUUGCAUCAGUGUUCUAAAGUUUAAAAAUGAAAAUACAAUUUCUGUGCAUAAGGAAAACCUUUAUUUAGAAACAGUUGCAAAAUUUGCAUGGUUCCAGUCUCAAUGCUAAAACAUUUAUCAAAUUAGGUUCUGAAGUUAUUUAUUAUAAAAAUGUACAGUACAUUGUUUACUCAAUAUUAAAUCCAUAAUUUAAUCCCAGACAUAAACCUAAAUUGUGCUUAAUGGACAACUUGUAUAAUCAAGACAAAUGGUUUACUCUCAAAAUACAGCAAUAACAUUUCAGCAAGUUUAAGUAAAAUAGAAAAUUCUAUUUCUAAAUGACAGUACCGUGAGCCACAAUUCACAAUGAAAUUAAAUAAUAUUAACUAAACACAUAUUUCAGUCACAGCAUUUAUUUUUGGGCCAAAGUUCAUUUAAAAAAACAAAACAAAAAACAUCAGUGAUCAUAAUUCAAAUUGAUCAAAUAACAUCCUGAUGUGAUCUGAUCAAAAAUCAAAAAGAAAAAACUGUACAGCAUUUUGACCUGAAGUAGUUUUUUGGUAAGGCACAAAAAGAGAGAAGACACGAGACAAAGAAAAUUGUUUACAAGCAACACAUAACAAACCCCUACAGCUAGAAACCCCCUCCCUCCCUGAUACACUUUUCAAAGUGUUUAACAGUAGUACAAUACAAUUAACCCUCCAAGUCUUUUGCAUUGAAAAAUCAGUGUAUAAAUUGAUAUUGUACAAUUAAAAAUACCUUAACUUCA
Molecule: messenger RNA, 2473 nt
Organism: Boleophthalmus pectinirostris (great blue-spotted mudskipper)
Lineage: Eukaryota; Metazoa; Chordata; Actinopteri; Gobiiformes; Gobiidae
Gene: alg12
Product: ALG12 alpha-1,6-mannosyltransferase
Exons: 9
Coding region: 17-1480 (487 amino acids)
Biological process (GO): protein N-linked glycosylation
Cellular component (GO): endoplasmic reticulum membrane
Molecular function (GO): alpha-1,6-mannosyltransferase activity
Source: RefSeq, a predicted model, not a curated record